CUGGCUCCCUUUGGAUCCCACCUUUCCCGGAAUUCCGGCUCCCUUUGGAUCCCCACCUUUCCCCGCCGUUGGCGGCUCCCGAAAUCCCGGAGUUUUCCAGGCUCGGGAGGCGGCUCCUGACGGAGUUUUCCUCCCUUUUCCAGGGAAUUGCGGCACCAUGGACAUCGAGGAUUGCAACGCCCGCUCCUACAUCACCGGAAUCUGCUCUUCCUGGAAGGUGAGCGGCUGCGUGCGCCCCGCCAGCACCGCCCUGCGCCCUCCCGGGAUCCCGCGCUGCUUCCCGGGAAUCGGCAUCCAGGGAGCUCCGGGAUACCUCCAGCAAGGUACGGGCUCGUUGGAAUUCCGGGAUAAUCCCGGCACAACUCAGCGCUGGGGGAAAAGCGGCCGCCAGGGGAUUGAAGGAAGGGAGGGAUGGAAUUCCCGGGGCUGGAAGGAGGGAGGAGGGAAAGCGGGAAUGCUCUGGCCACUCCCCGAGGUGGGAUCAGAGGGAUUUAGGGAUUUGGGAGGAGCCGGAGAUUCCCGGAGUGGCUCCAGGAGGGAUUUGGGGUUUGUUGGAAUUGCCGGGUUUGGGAGAGAUCGGAGCGAGCUGGGAUCGGGAUGAAGCUUCGGGAUAUUCCUGAAGGUCGGUGCUGAUCCAGUCCGGGGGAUUUGGGAUUUCGGGAUUCUGGAAUUCCGUGUGCCGGGAGGGAAGGGUCCGUGGAGUGGGGUCGGAGCCGGGUGGGAUCGGGACGCGGCUCUGGGAUCAUUCCAGGGGUCGGUGCUGAUCCAAUUUGGGGGAUUUGGGAUUCGGGAUGUGUCCCUGGAUCAGCUCCAGAGGGGGAUUUCGGGAUCCUGGAAUUCCGUGUGCCGGGAGGGAAGGGUCCGUGGAGUGGGGUCGGAGCCGGGUGGGAUCGGGACGCGGCUCUGGGAUCAUCCCAGUUUGAUCCAGUCCGGGGGAUUCGGGAUUUUGGGAUUCUGGAAUUCCGUGUGCCGGGAGGGAAGGGUCCGUGGAGUGGGGGUCGGAGCCGGGUGGGAUCGGGAUGCGGCUCUGGGAUCAUCCCAGUUUGAUCCAGUCCGGGGGAUUUGGGAUUCGGGAUUUAGGGAUUUCAGGGUUCUGGAAUUCCGUGUGCCGGGAGGGAAGGGUCUGUGGAGUGGGGUCGGAGCCGGGUGGGAUCGGACGCGGCUCUGGGAUCAUCCAGUUUGAUCCAGUUUGAGGGAUCUGGGAUUCGGGAUGUGCCCCUGGAGUAGCCAGAGAUG
Molecule: messenger RNA, 1236 nt
Organism: Corvus hawaiiensis (hawaiian crow)
Lineage: Eukaryota; Metazoa; Chordata; Aves; Passeriformes; Corvidae
Product: collagen alpha-2(IV) chain-like
Exons: 2
Coding region: 158-601 (147 amino acids)
Source: RefSeq, a predicted model, not a curated record